Messenger RNA from Anguilla anguilla (European eel), 7397 nucleotides. RefSeq lists its product as uncharacterized. The transcript is spliced from 18 exons. NCBI's taxonomy places the organism in Eukaryota, Metazoa, Chordata, Actinopteri, Anguilliformes, Anguillidae. The coding region runs from base 461 to 6838 and encodes 2125 amino acids. Gene Ontology annotation, molecular function: nucleic acid binding. The record is from RefSeq and is a predicted model, not a curated record.
UGUCCUGUUACAGGUCUUUACUUCCGAGGGGGGGAGGACAUGAAGUUAGCUAGGAAGGUAAUGGCGUUUAGCAUAUUCUAGGUAAUUUCUAUUAAAUGCCCAGCGUGGCAUGUAGGAAAGCAAGCUCGCGCGUCCGCGAUUAAUUUCUUGUCUUCAGAAAAUUAGACAACAAAUCUCAGUUGUGACAAAACGACUUUAUUCCUCCGUGUUCAAAACUAUCAAGUUAGCAUUGUAAACCAUGCUACGUAUUCUCAUGACGCUUUCCAUGGAAAUGGAUUCGAGCCAAACGUAAUGUUGAUAUUUUACUCAGCUUUGCCUAUUCUAAGCUUAGCUAAUUUUGUAAAUGUAAACACGCCCCAAAAAAUACAUAGUCUGGAGUUCAUACAGUGCGGAAGAACGAAUCCAAACUCUUUCGGCGUAGUUGCUCGGACACAGACUAGCUAUCGUUCCCGAAGCCAGCAUGGCCCGUGGUGGUCGUCGGAAACGUAGAGGCGAUGGCUUUUUGCCCCCUGCGCAUGGUCCUCCCCGGCCGAUGUGUCCACCUCAACCACCGCCACCUGACAUAGGCUGGCACGGGCCUCCCUUUCCGGGUGGGCAUCCUGGUUACCCUGAUCCCGAUUUAAUGGAUGAUUCAGUGGGCUUCCGACCAGUGAUGGAACCGCCAUAUGGACCGAUGAAUGAGCCUGGAUUUGGACCAGUGGACCACGAUUUUAGAGGGCGUGCUAAUCAAUUCCAUGGAUCAAGACCUAUGAUGGAUGUAGACUAUGGCCCUAUUCCCGACAUGGGACAUGGACCAGUAAUGGUCAGGGAGUAUGAGCAUGUGGACCACGGAGACCUCGGUCCAAUGCCUGAUCGACCUAUGAUGCCCGAUCGACCUAUGAUGCCCGAACCUCCGGAGUUUAGAGCUUUUGUGCCGCCUUUUGAGGAGAGAGAUUUCGGUCCGAUGGGGCGAGACUGCGCUCCCCCGAUGGACGGGGGUUAUGGACCGAGACAUGGUGAACUCAGUCCUGUGGAUCGAAAUUAUCAACAGACAACGGACGAGAGAUCUUUUGGCUCUGCAGUGAUGCCGAUGGAAGGCGGUUUCGCUCCCUCGUCCAUACAAGACCAGCGUGGCAUGUUCUUUGGUGGUCCGAGAACAUUUCAUGGGCCACCAGACCAAGAUAUGGGCCACGAUCACGGCCACGGUGCAAGAAUGAUGGGACGUCCCGGAUGGGUGGAUACCUCAGGAAUGGCCCAUCCCGGGCACCCCCCUCCCGGGCACCCCCAUCCCGGGCACAACCAUCCCGGGCAUCACCCUCCCGGGCACCCUCCUACUGGGCAUCACCCUCCCGGGCACCCUCCUACUGGGCACCCUCCUACUGGGCAUCCCCCUCCUGGGCACCCCCCUCCCGGGCACCCCCCUACUGGGCACCCCCCUCCCGGGCACCCCCCUACUGGGCACCCCCCACCCGGGCAUCCUCCCUCUGGGUAUCUGCCCCCCGGGCAUCUCCCCCCCAGCCAUCUCCCCCCCGGCAAGAAGCCAGAUCCCCAGAAGAAGCCCAAACUUCCUCCAAAGCCCUGCUCCAAGCCUCCUCCUGGACGAUUUCAAGGGAUCAUCUCAUUUAUUGGGGCGGAUUACGGCUUCAUCGAACGGGACGACCUGAAGAAGAUCCACUUCAGCUUCGACGCUUUUUGGGGCGACACGACGGAGAUGAUCCCGGGCGUACGAGUGCAGUUCACCGUCUACAAGGACAAGGGAAAGGAGUGCGCAACUGAUGUUGUGGUGCCCUCUGGUGGCACCGAGGAGGUGGACGGCGACAUUCUUGAGGGAGUUGUCAGCAGAGCUCCUGAAUGCCAGGUGGACGGAAAGUCCCGGAAGCUCACCUUGCCCAAGUACGCCGGCUCCAUCCAGGCCACGCUGCCGAGCGAGGAGGCGGAGCUUCCCUUCACGACGCACGACUACCGGCCCUCUCUGCUGGCGGGCGACCGGGUCCAGUUCAACCUGCUCACCGACCUGGUCACCAAGGAGAAGAGGGCCACCAACAUCGCGCUCCUGCCCAACACCUUUCAGUUCACCAAUGAGAGCAGAGAGACGGGCGUUGUCAUGAACACGAAGGAUGGCUCUGGCUCCAUAAUGUCGGAGGAGUGGAGCAACCUGUGCUUUGAUGCUGAUGAGAACCUGAGUGACACUGAGCUGAGAGUAAUGGACGAGGUGGAGUUCACGGUCGUUCCUGCGCAAGGGAAGGAGCAGCACAAGGCCGUCAGGGUCAGGCGGCUGCCGGAGGGGACGGUGACGUUCGGGAAAAAGACCAGAGAGAGGAUCGCUGAGGCCAUGGAGAGGAACUCUACCCGGUUCAGCCUGGAGAAGGGCAAGUGGAAGGCGGUGACCAAUGAGGUGCUGCCCCAGAGGACCGUGGUCUUCGAGGACAUCAGCAGCGAGCAGUACGAGGGAAUCGUCGUGACGACCCCCCCCAAAGCCGCGGACAGGGCGCAGGGACAGGAGACGGCCGAAGCUGCCUCAGGCCUCCUGGUUGCCACGGUAGCGGGCGCGGAUCGAAAGCUGCCGUUUGGCUCCGGUGAUGUCACGUCGGAGGCCACGAUGAUGCCGGGGGACCGGGUCCAGUUCAGCGUCUGCACCAAGCGCAGCACCAAGGCGGAGAGGGCCACCAACAUCGAGCUCCUGCUCAACAGCCUGGACCACUCCCAGGAGCAGCGCGAGAAGGGUGUCGUAAUGGACCUCCGGGAGUCAUUCGGGUUCAUCCGGUGCCAGCGGGACCCUCAGCUGUUCUUCCACCUGAAGGAGGUGCUGGAGGAGAGCAAGCUCAACCUCACGGACGAAGUUGAGUUCACUGUCCUUCCGGCCGCGGCGGGGGAGGGGAACCAGGCCGUGAGGGUGAAGAAGCUGCUCUGGAGCGCCUUCACCGCCACGCCCAAGCUGGAGGGCCUCGGCGCGCCGACCAAGGAAAAGAAGAAAAUGACUAUCAAGCUCCUGAGAGAUUCGGUGAAUGACGAAAUGAAAAACCUAAAGGUCAAAAUUGAGUCCUUCAGCACAGAAAGUGCAACAGAUGAAGACCCUGCGGAGCCCGUGGAUGAAAACGCCAGUUCAGGUAAGCAAGGGGUGGGUGACUUUGUUCCCCCAAAGUCCGAAAACGAUCCCCAGCCAGUCAAGAUGGACGGGGAGGGCGGUGGCGUGGAGGUCAAGGGUCAGGAGAAGAGCCCUUCCAGCACGGACCCGCCCAAGCAGAGAAGGGACGCGAAGGGGGAGAGCCGAAAUGGGGCGCACGGGGGCACCGAAGAGAGCAGCCGAGCCACCCGGGCCGGAAAGUACCGGAGCCCGCCCAGGGAGCACGGCAAGAGGCGCAGCCGCAGCCGCAGCUGCGAGCGGGGCCACCGGCACGAGCGCAGACGCAGACGCAGCCGCAGCCGCAGCCGGGAGAGGGGCGGGCGGAGCGGCAGCGGCAGGAGGCGGAGCCGGAGCAGGGAGCGGGCCGACUCCUCCUACAGCAGGAGGCACGGCAGCAGGGAGUCGACCAGUCGGGGCGGGGCGAGGAGGCGGAGCAAGAGCAGGACUCCCGAGAGGGAUAGCAGCAGCAGCCGAAAGAAGGUUAGCACGGGCGAUAAGGGCAGUUCUCUGGCUAAGGACGGUCGGGGUGGCAACAGGGAGCCCCUGCCACGGGCAUAUCCCAAUCCCGCCACUCAGGAACUGCCCAGGUCCGAAAAUAUCCUGGACGAAGAGCUGUCCAGGAAGAAGAGGGAGCUGGAGCUGCUGGAGGAGCACAUCGCCCGCAGGAGAGCCAUCAUAGCCAUGGAGCAGAAGGGCCUGGCCCCGAAGGGUCAGUCCAACAGCGAGCAGGACUCCGAGUCGUCUGGCUACUUUCGGUUUCCCCUGGAGCCCGAGAGCGCUGACAAACCCGCCCCCUUGCCCAUGAAGUCCAUCCUGAAGAAGCGGACCGAGCCUUUCAUGGACUUUGGCCAGCAGGGUGAAAUCCCCAAAAACCUCCCUCUCAAACCAAACUUUGUGUCUCAGUCCUGCUUUGGCCCACCCCCUGUAGAACUUCCUCCUUUCCUCCAAACCUCUGACGAACAGUCUUACUUUGAACCGCCUCCCGACCGCUCUCCUUUCAGCCAAUCCGUGCCCCAGCGUGAACCUGUCCGUCACCCAUCUCACAGCCAAUCAGCUGUUCACCAACCCCCCAUGGACCAGCCCCCUGUCUGUCAUUCUCCUCCCGGUCAGCAGGCGCCCACCCAGAGCGCUGCCUCCACUCAGUUUGAGCGAUUCCUCCGCACGCUCAACAAAGGAGUGGAUGCCAAACUCCUCUCUUCCCUCGUUAAAGAGGUCAGAGAGGAGGAUUUUACCCACGAGGCAGUGGAGCCUCGCGUGCCACCCCAGGGCGAGGUCUUCUACGAGGACAAGGACCAGUACGAGGACUCCCGCGGGAUGAGGGCGACGGAGGAGCCGGACGACUUCCUGCUGCCGCACGAGCGAGCGUUCCAAGACGGCGGCGGGUUUUCGCGCAUCGUGGGAAUGAAGCACGGGCUGCAGGCGGAGGCGGAGGACGGCUGGCGGGAGGGGGACGUGGAGGACGAGGAGCGCUUCCUGUACGGGGAGAGGGCCGACGAGGGGGGGCGCGGGAGCGCCGCGGCGGCGGCGGAGGCGGACCAGGGGCGCCGGGAGCCACGCCGGGCGGAAACCGAGCCGAAACCGAAGGGCGAGGACAGGCUGCCGCACUACGACAAGAUCCAGAGCCUGCUCCAGACCAUCGGCCUCGACCUGGACCUCGCGGAGGUCAGCAAGCUGACGGACAGGACCCAGGAGCGGCUCUACGGGAAGAAGCAGAAGAGCGGGCCGCCGCCCGGGCAGAUCGACUGCGCGCCGGGACGGGCGGGCCGCAGGUCCGGCCGGCGCCGUAGCCGGACCGACUCCCCGGAGUCGGACCGCACCCACUCCGUUUCUCCGGUGUCGACCGGUCGCCGGGAGGUCUACCUGAGCUUCCAGGGUGCCUUGGAGCACAGCAGCGCCCGUGGCCAGGAGAGAUUCGCCACCGACGCAAGGACGGUUCGAAGCUCGCGAAAAUCUCGUUCGCCCUCCCGCUCCACCCCUUCCUCCUCCUCCUCCAAAUAUUCACGUGCGCCUCAAGAGCCUUAUUCCCGGUACCAGAGCGCUCCCGAGCACGAGCUCGCAUACGGUCAGCGGGGAAGUGCCACGGUAACGGGCUGGAAUCAAGUUCCCAGGCAGGCUGAGGUGCAGUCCCCUCCAGCUUUCGCCCAACACUCAGGGUCCUACGUUGACCCACAGCACCCACUGUCCUACACUGACCCACAGCACCUAGGGUCCUACGCUGACCCACAGCACCUAGGGUCCUACACCAAGCCACAACACCCAGGGUCCUACGCUGACCCACAGCACCCAGGGUCCUACACUGACCCACAGCACCCAGGGUCCUACGCUGACCCACAGCACCUAGGGUCCUACACCAAGCCACAGCACCCAGGGUCCUACGCUGACCCACAGCACCCAGGGUCCUACACUGACCCACAGCACCCAGGGUCCUACGCUGACCCACAGCACCCAGGGUCCUACGUUGACCCACAACAGCCAGGGUCCUACGCCAAGCCACCCUCGCCUUUUUUAAAUGUUGCGGUGGGCCCCCACGCGGCGUCCCCGUUCUUACCCCCCCAUUCUCUCCCCCACGUGACUUUGGCCUCGCCCGUGGGGCUGCCCGCCGGGUUGUCCUCCCCCUUCGCCGGGCCUCCCGCCGUGUCCUUGCCGUCCUUUCUUCAGCAGCCGUCCGCGACGUUCUCGGGGGCUACGUCCUACUACUCCCUGCACCCCUUAACCGGGGUCCCCAUACUGGCGCCGGUGGGGGGCGCCGCGUUCCCCGUCUCGCAGGCCGUCCCGGCGGGAGGGGGGGAGGUCGAGACGCACGCCAGGGAGCUGGCGACCACGAAGUCCCGCUGUCUCCGGGUCAUCAAAACGGUCAAGUUGCACUCGCAUUCGCCCGCGCAGAGCAGCAAUUUGAAGGAGGUGACCACGACGGGCGAGCAGAGCUCGGAUUCCGCCCUGGCUCCGUGCCCCGCCCCCCGCGGGCCGGCCGAGAAGAAGCAGGUGACGACGAUAUCCGAGGAUGACAUCAAAGCCAAGCAGAAGAAAAGGCUGGAACAGUUCAAUGAGAGAAUGAGACAGAAAAAGGAACAACAGAAGGAAGCUAUGAGAUCUCGUGUAAAGUGCCAGAAAAUCCCACCAGGUAAGACCUGCACAGAGGUAAAGAAUGUGUGGGUGUGUGGCCACUCUCUGGUGUUUUGGGCGGAGAAGAGGGCCAAGUCCCCCGAGUACGGCAUGCAGCUGGGCAUGGACCCCGGCCGCGUGCGCGUGUGGUGGAAGGGCAUGCAGGGCAUGACCUGGGACCAGCUCCUGCCGCUGCUCCUGCAGCUCAAGGGCAGCUGGCCCAACCCCGACGUCAUCAUCCUGCACCUGGGCGGCAACGACCUGGGCAGGUCCGACCUGGGGCCGCUCCUGGCGGCCGUGAGGAAGGACCUGGCGUCGCUGCGCGGCAUCUUCCCCAAAUGCCUGCUGGUGUGGUCCGACAUCCUCCCGAGGCGGUCCUGGCGCGCCUGCGAAGACGCCGGGGCGAUGGAGGGCCACCGCGCGCUGGUCAACCGGCGGGUGCGGGCCGACCUGGCCGAGCUGGGCGGGGCGGCGGUGACCCACGACAGCAUCCGGCCCGGCUCGGACGCGGGGCUGUACCGGCCCGACGGCGUCCACCUGUCGGGCAAGGGCAUCGACAUGUUCAACAUCGACCUGCAGGACUUCCUGGAGAAGUGGGACGGGGAGGAGGCCGAAAGCUCCGAGCCGGUUUAGGCGAAGGGGCCCGUGAAGCCUGUUGUUAAAUGCGCUCCUGUUAUCACGCUCCUGCUCUGUUAGUAAUGGGACGGUUUUCGCUAUUGUAAAGGGCAGGUGCUGUUCUGAAUGUAGCCCCCCACUGCCUGUGUACAGCCUGUGAAGGUGAUGCAUAACUGCACCGCGAAUGCUGUAUGUAAAGUCAUUUGUAUGCCUCUGCCCUCACGCACACUACAUUCAUAUGCUGUAUGUAGUUUUUGGGUUUUCUUUAAAGGAAAGAAAAAUGGAACUAUGUAUUGUUGAAUUUAAAUAUUUUUUAUUUCUUUUGGUUGAACCAUAAAAUAAAAUAAAUUUUUAAAAAACCUGAAAAACAAUCGAAGCAUUAUCUUGGGCUGAAUUACUACUGCUUUGAUGUGGAUAUUGUUUCUGAAAAUAUCAGAGGUCAUCUCUUGAGUUGGACCUGCUUUUUUACCAUUUUUUAUUUGAAAGGUGCAUAUAUGAUUUUUUUUUUCCCCCACAAGAUUUUCUUGGAUCUGCAGUAGAAGCCUGGAGGCUGUGGAGAGGAAGGGGAAAUGGGGGG